UAAAAUAAUGAGCUGCGUCAUAGUUUUUACGACAACAGCCGUUGUUUAUGAAGCUGCUCGGUACCAGCAAACAGAGUGCACAAGAAAUCUUGCUUUGCUUUCUGUUUUUCACUUCGCACAGUGUCGACAUUAUGACAUUUGUGUACUGUAAAUGCUUGUUUCUCUUCAGAGGUGACGCAAAUGUUGUGCGCCGCGCUGAGUCUCACUAGGAGGAUACGCGAAUAUUUGGCCAGGUAUCUGUCAUCCACAUGGGAAUGGGGGACAUGAAGACACCAGAUUUCGAUGACCUACUGGCAGCUUUUGACAUUCCAGAUAUUGAUACAAAUGAAGCUAUUCAGUCCGAUAAUGAUGGUAAUCAUAACGAACCAAGUGGUGCUACUGGAAAGGAGAGAAGUGGCAGUCCAAGCCUAAGACCAAUUGUUCCACCAGAAAGUCUGGACGAUGCUCCUUUAGCUUCUCAUAAUGACCCCCCUGUGGUCAGUGUGAUUGUCAAGAACAGCAUACUUCCUGAUCGAUAUACAGAAGCAGAUGUUGAUGACAAAAUGGAAGGGAAUGAGACUGGAAGUGACAGAGGUGUUGACAGAUCUCCGCAGCAGAGUGCCAGUGACGAUAGCUUGGUGCCUUUAGAUCCAUUAUCCAUCUAUAAUGGACUUAAGGCUGUCUCGGUUGGGAAUACAGAACCUCCUCCCUCUUUAACCCACAUGCAGCCCAGUAGACAACUUUGGUCCGCCUCUAAAGUUAACAGUGAGGUUACUGAUGACAACCAGGAUGACUCUUGUUCUAAACUAUCUGAUAGCACUUUCUCUCAAUUUCAGUCUUUAACCCCAUCGGCUCCCCCCAUCUUAUCUUCACAUUUAAUCGAUCCAAGCAAACUUGAUGGUGAAGAGGCACAGCAUUCAAUAUUGGCCUCAGCACAACCUUUAAAUGGCACUUUGAGGGCGGGAGUCCGACGGCGCUUAUCUGAGGAUGAAGAAUCUGAGCCAGACCUUGGCAGCCCUCCACUUAUUAUACAGGAGAGCCCGGAUUCCCAGCGGUGCUCAGCUCCCAAGGUUCCACGCAGGCACCAGUCUCCUCUAAAUGUAUUUCAACCCCAGUCUCCCUCUUCCCCAGCAUUACCAAUAAGUAACACUCAAGCAGAGGAGACAGCACCCUUUAUCCACCAUUCAGCACUACUUCAAAGCAAUCUCAGUGAGACCUCUGUGAAAAAUUCACGACCUGUUGAAGAAAAAGACCUGGAGCACAUAAUCGAGGAGAGGGAUUCUCCCGAGAGCCCUGAGCCGGAAAUCCUGCCUUGCCCUCAAAUGAGCUCCGUUUCAGAAAAACCUCAGGUUCAUACGUCUGUUUCCUCAAAUCCGCAGGGAAUAAAAGAGUCGGGACAAAGUAGUGAAAUUUCUGCACCUAUAGAUCAAGUUGUUGAGGAGGAGCAAGAGAAGAGCGACCAUCACAUUAACAUCAAGAAUAAUGGAGCUGAAGAAGCAAAUGUAAAAGCAAAGUUAAAAUCCACUAAUACUGUUAUAGAUUCUGUUUCUGAAAGUAUCACUGACUCCAGGAUGACACCAUCGAAGCCUCUCAAAGUCAGAAUCAAGACUGUCAAAACCCCUACUGGCAACAUAACACGUACUGUAUCAAAUGUGGGUCCCAAAGGAGCACCAGCUGGGGGCUCCAAGGGUCCUGAUGGCGCUAAAGUUUCAACAGGUGUUCGUAAACCAGUCCAGAGGCUUCAGAAAUCCAGUGCUGUUUCUCAGGCGAUGACAAUGUUGCCUGUGUCCACCCUCCAAGAUGCCAGCACAGCUAUGUUAUUUGCAGCUAGCAGGGCACAGAAUAAUAUGGCUGCCACUCUCUCCGCCACUGCGGUCAACAUCACCAAAACGUCAACCCUCCCCUCCGUCUCAACUCUAUCUGCAUCCUCAUCCAUGACAGGGAUGAACAUUCGCUCCUUGGGACAGAAAAUGAUGAAUGGGAACACUGGGACAGCUAAACCGGCGUCCAUUGUAAACAGUCCGGGAGCUGUAAUCUCACGCAGCCAGUCUAGCUUAGUUGAAGCCUUCAACAAAAUCCUAAACAGCAAGAAUCCAUUGCCAAGUUACCAGCCGGACCUCUCCACCCCUCCUCCACCAGAAUGGGGUCUUCGAUUGCCCUCCAAUGGAUAUCGCUGCUUGGAGUGCGGGGAUGCUUUCGCCUUAGAGCGCAGCUUGGCACGACAUUAUGAUCGACGCUCUAUGAGGAUUGAGGUGACUUGUAACCACUGCUCCAAACGACUUGCUUUCUUUAAUAAGUGUAGCCUGCUGCUUCAUGCACGAGAGCACAAGGAGAAGGGUCUGGUUAUGCAAUGUUCACACCUGGUCAUGAGUCCUGUCAGUGUGGAGCAGAUGAUCGGCCAACAGGAUACUGUACCCAUAGGUUUGCUCUGUACAUCCGCUUCAGGAUCUUCUUUCUUGCCUGCUGUUAAAGAAAGUGAUGUUCAACUUUCACAGUCUUCUGAUAACUGCUGUCCAGAGUGUCUGAGUCCAUUUAAAGGGAAGGCAGAAAUAGCAGCACACUUCCAAGAGGUCGAGUCUGGUGGCACUGACACUUGUUGCCAGAAGUGUUCUCCUCCAAUGCCUCUAUGGAAUACGUGCAGUGCUGCUGCUCAUCGCCGGUUACAUCAGCAGCUGCCUCCGCUGGUCUGCCCUGAAUGCGGUGUCACAUGUCAGCCUAACAACCUCAACACACACCUGAAUCAAUCCUGCAUGCACUACUCACGUCGCCUCGGAUACAGAUGUGCCUGCUGUCACUUGGUGUUUGGAGGUGUGAAUUGUCUAAAUGCUGUGAAGAAUCAUAUGCAGACGGCUCACUGUGAAGUCUUCCAUAAAUGCCCCUCUUGCCCCAUGGCUUUUAAAUCUGCCGCUGGUGCUGGAAGCCACUGCAUCAGCCAGCAUCCUGAACUCCCAGAGACAGCCAGGGAAUCCAAGGAGAUCUAUAAAUGCGUAAUGUGUCGGACGGUUUUCACCCAGAAAGCAUUGCUCACCGUCCACUUUGACACCCAUUUAGCCAAGCAGAAGAUGCACGUCUUUAAGUGUCCUGACUGUAACAAGCUCUUCACACAGAGAAAUUCACUUCUCGAGCACGUCAAGGUUUCUCACAGGGCCGCUAGCAUUCAGCAAUGUGAAGUAUCGGCACAGAGGAGCUUGGUAAAAAUGGACAGCUCUGAUGGAGAGGAGUGGGGACGGGACGACCAGGAGGACAGAGAAGGACUGAUGAAAGAAAGCAAGAACUCCAAUGCUACAGAUGUCCAGGGCUGGAGCUGCUCAAAGUGUGAGACACGCUACACGGAGAAAGAAAACUACAUCACGCAUAUGGCUGAGCAGCAUGGCAAGGAGCUGAAGAAGUUUCCAUGUACUCUUUGUGAGCGCUCCUUCUCUUCAUCUUCGAGUUUAAGACGUCACAUUCGUGUCAAACACAAAGGCAUCAAAAGAGCUUUUUAUUGCCAACUGUGCACAGGUGGGAAGAGGAGUUUUAGUAGUAAACUAAUUCUUGAGAAACAUAUGCAAGCUCAGCACAGUGGAGACAGAGGAGCAUCCACCCAGGCAGUACGUCAUGUAAAUGAUCCAGCUGACAGCUCUUCAGAACAGGAUGGUGGUCCUAGCACUUUGGGCAGGGCUUCAAUCGAUGCAGACAGCCGAUUGGCUGAGGCUGCAGGAGAGGAGCAGGAAGACGCAGGAUUUCGCUGCACGCCUUGUGGAUUUUCUACAGAAGACAAGGAGGAGUUUCUACAGCAUAUCACUUGUCACCGUGGUGAAGGAGGCAGCGCUUUUCAGUGUCAGCAGUGCGGGGCGUGUUUCGCGUCCACCUCCUCCCUGAGCAGGCAUCUCUUUAUCAGCCAUCGCGUGCGUGACGUCCCCUCUGACCGUCCCGAGGUGUCUCCUGGCGAUGGAUCGACUCCUGGGAACGUGGCAUCUGACCAUGCUGUUGUACCGGGGUCCCCAGGGUCACCAUCGAGUACAGGGGGGUCACAGGCAGAGGAUGGCGAAGGUAAGCACACCUGUAAGGUGUGUGGACGUUACUUUAACAAACCUGCUGAUCUUAACACACACUUUAGAACUCACGGCAUGGCCUUCAUCACCACAUGCAAAUCAGACAAACCAGCAUAGAAAAGAAUAGAGGGGGGAUAAAUAGACGAAAAAUUUAAUAGAAAGAGAAAAAAAUGUGUUUUUUAUGUUGUCACAUUAUUUUAAUGACGAUAAAGCAUGCCGUUCUCAUCAUAAAUAUAAAACUUCCUGUACUGUAUUUCAUUACUGUAAAAAUACAAACAUGUGGAUGGUGUUAACCAGUUUUUGUCAUUAAAGUAAUUUGACAAUGUUAAAAAUCCAAAUGAUCCUUUUAAUUGGCUAUUAUAUUUAUGCAAAUAUAUAUUUUAUAAAUAAAUCUUUGGGUGAAAUGUGGUCUUGACAUGACUCGUGAGAUUUACCUGAGAAAUACUAUGGUAGAGAUUAUUAAUACAGAGUCGGUAGACUAUAAAUAAAUGUUUAUCACAGGACAUUAAACCUGUAAAACUACAAAAUACACUGCAUCAGGCAAAACAUAAUUGCAAGAAUGUUUUACUUCAGUAACUUUAGUUGGUGAAAUAGAGGAGUGGUUGAGGAAAGGGCUGAGCCAAUGACGCUGAAGAUUCAUGUUUUUCUGAACGAAUGUAUUUAGAUGGUCAUAAACUUGUUUACCAGCCCUGCUAUAUUCAUGUGCCUACUGAUUUAAUUUUGCAAACAAAUAAUUGUACAGUCUAUUUUCUUGAAUUUAAAACAAAUGCAGCUUGUUAUAAAUACAAUACUGUAAUGACUAACAGUUUAGCACAGCCAAAUGCUUAUGAAUCAGGUGAUUUCUUUUUUAUGAAUAUUUUUGUAUGUUAGAUAUUUGUAAUUUUUUAUCUGUUUCCACAGAGGCAUUACAUCAGGAAACUUGCUAAAUUGUAAAGGUGAGCUUUAGAAUGAAAUAAGUGCCUUCUUAAUUUAGUUGGGAUUCAUUUUACUUCUCACAGGCCUGCAGAAAUUUACAAUAUGUUCAUUUAUUUGGAUGAAAUCUGUAUUGUGUGUAUGUGAGUGUGCCUGUGUAAGAGUUGGAAGAGCAUGAAAACAGAGAAAAUGAAAAAAGUUAUGCUAUUACGUUUUUGUUUUAUUGUUGACUUAUACAUUUUGUCUUUACAUUUUAAAGAUGAUUAAUAUAAUUUUGUUUUACUCUUGCCCUGUUUUUGCUGUCUCAAAUUUAUUGUGAGAUAAUAAAGAAAAACUGUAGCGCCUGAA
Messenger RNA from Paramisgurnus dabryanus, 5273 nucleotides. It is a transcript of the gene znf687a, whose product is annotated as zinc finger protein 687a. The record is from RefSeq and is a predicted model, not a curated record. Lineage: Eukaryota; Metazoa; Chordata; Actinopteri; Cypriniformes; Cobitidae.